UCCCUGGACCGAAGAAAAAUAUCUGUCCUUCCCGCAAACUCCUCGUCUUCGUCUUCGUCUUCUUCUCCUGCUCGAACGAUAUUGGAUUUGAUGAAUCGUACCCCCGUCGAUGACUGAAUCCUGAUUCCGUGGCCGGUAGGUGAUGAUCCGACCAUCCCGAUAACAGCAACAGCUGCCAUGGCGAUCCCGAAGAUCUCCAGUCUCCACCGCCCUUCGCUGAACAGCUCCGUCCACCUGGAGAUCCGCCUCUUCUACGUCCGGCUCUCCCCCACCCGCGCUGAUGCCGUCCCCGACCACCUCAUUCUCCGCCACCUCCACCGCGACCUCGGCGUCUCCCUCGAGGUCAACGGCUCUCGCGUCCCCGAGCUCAGCCCCGCGACCCUGACCCUAAAGCGCGAUCGCGUCGACAAGGAGACCCUGGAGGUCACCUACGUCAGCACCGAUAGCGUUAGGAUCACCGGCGGUGUCGAAUUCGAGGUGUUAGAGGGCGAGGACGUGAUUCUGUGCGGGUCGUUGGAGCGAGUGGACGACGAUUGGACGAACGGGAGCUUGCGGCUGGAGGGCGACUCGCAUACGGCUGGGUGGUCUAUGGACUGUUACGUGGCGAAUUUAGGGGUAUCUUCAAGGUCCGUGGAGGUGUAUAUCGCUGGGUGUUGCUCGGGCGUGCCAGUGAUAUUGACGAAGACGAUACAGAAUAGUCCGAGAAGGAAAACCCCGAAGCACGGGGCUUUGGACGCCAUACCCGAGGAUGAGGAGAUUGGGAAGGAGCUGAAGAUUGGUAAUGGAUUUGUUAGGCGGCGAAGCCUGCAGUUGACAGAAGCAGAGAGUGACGAGAAUGACUCAGAUGGAAAACUGGGUUAUCGUUUCUACUCUUCAGACAUGUACAGUGGCGAAGAUGGUGAACUCUCAUGGUUCAAUGCUGGUGUAAGGGUUGGUGUUGGGAUUGGCCUCGGAAUGUGUCUUGGGAUUGGUAUUGGUGUUGGGCUGCUCAUGCGCUCGUAUCAAGCCACUACAAGGAACUUCAGGAGGAGCCACCGGCAGCUCGGAUUCUCUGCCAUGGCUCGAUCCUCCGCGGCAAUGCCUCAGCGCAGCAACCCUGCUCCCCCCGUCCCCUUGGUCGUCACCCUCAACUGCAUCGAGGACUGCUCCCUCGAGCAGGAGUCCCUCGCCGGUGUCGCCUCCGUCGAGCACGUCCCUCUCAGCCGCCUGGCAUCCUCCGACAAGACGAUCGAGUCCGCCUCCGCCGUGCUCCUCCACUCCCUCGCCUACCUCCCCCGCGCAGCCCAGCGCCGCCUCCGCCCCUUCCAGCUCGUCCUCUGCCUCGGCUCCUCCGACCGAGACGUCGACUCCGCCCUCGCGGCCGACCUCGGCCUCCGCCUCGUCCACGUGGACACCUCCCGAGCUGAGGAGAUCGCUGAUUCCGUAAUGGCUCUCAUCCUAGGGCUUCUUAGGCGCACUCAUCUGCUCUCGCGGCAGACUCUCUCAGCUUCCGGCUGGCUUGGCUCUGUUCAGCCGCUGUGUCGGGGAAUGCGGAGAUGCCGGGGUCUGGUUCUAGGGAUUAUUGGUAGAUCUGCUUCCGCGAGGUCACUAGCCACCCGGAGUUUGGCAUUCAAGAUGAGCGUGCUUUACUUCGAUGUGCUUGAUGGAAAUGGAAAAGUAACCAGGUCUUCUAUAUCUUUUCCUGCCACUGCCCGAAGAAUGGAGACUCUCAAUGAUCUACUUGCUGCAAGUGACAUCAUUUCACUUCACUGUGCUCUAACAAAUGAAACGGUUCAAAUUCUUAAUGCAGAUUGUUUGCAGCAUGUGAAGCCUGGGGCAUUUCUUGUGAAUACGGGAAGCAGUCAGUUGGUGGAUGAUUGUGCUGUGAAGCAGCUUCUCAUUGAUGGCACCUUAGCAGGAUGUGCUUUGGAUGGUGCUGAAGGGCCACAAUGGAUGGAAGCAUGGGUAAGGGAGAUGCCCAAUGUGUUGAUACUUCCACGCAGUGCAGAUUACAGUGAAGAGGUAUGGAUGGAAAUAAGGGAAAAGGCUAUCUCAAUUCUUCAGACAUACUUCGUUGAUGGUAUAGUUCCGAAAGAUGCUAUCUCUGAGGAGGAAGCGGAGGAAAGUGAAAUAUUGCAUGAAAAUGCUCUGUUAUAUAAGCAAGAGAAGGAUAGUGCUCCCCAGAUGUCUGUGGAACGGCAGCUGGCUGAUGAUUUUCAGCUGACUCCUGAAAGCUCCCAAAAAGCUGGUGCUGGACUACCAAAAGAGUCUCCUGGUCAGGUGGAGAAUUCAGGUUUGUCUCAGAAUACUACUGGGCGAUCUGAAGUAAGACGCAGCAGGUCAGGUAAGAAGGCAAAGAAGAGGCAUGGUCACCAAAAGUCACGAGAAAAAUCUGAUGACCCUCGUGCGUUGGAUAAGGAAAGUACGUCUAAUCGGGAAGAUGACACUGCUAUGAGUGGGACAGAGCAAGUAAGUUCUAGUUCUCGUUUUGCUUCCCCUGAGGACUCGAGGAGUAGGAAGUUACCUGCUGAUUCAAUGCAAGAUUUGGCUAUCAUUCAGCCUCAAAAGUCAAGCAAGAAUCUAGUUGGAAGUCCUAGUGAACUGCUGAAAGAUGGGCAUGUCAUUGCUCUUUAUGCGAAAGAUCGUCCUGCACUCCAUGUUGCUAGACAAAGGGUUAAAGGAGGUGGCUGGUUCCUAGAUACCGUUUCUAAUGUAACAAAGAGGGAUCCUGCAGCACAAUUUCUUGUUGCCUCAAGGAGCAAGGACACAAUUGGUUUGCGAUCUUUUGCUGCUGGUGGAAAGUUGUUACAGAUAAAUAGAAGAACGGAGUUUGUUUUUGCCAGUCAUAGCUUUGAUGUUUGGGAGAGUUGGAUGCUGGAAGGUUCUUUUGAGGAAUGUAGGCUUAUCAACUGUCGAAAUACCCUUGCCGUGCUGGAAGUGCGGAUUGAAAUUCUGGCAGCCGUUGGAGAUGAUGACGGGAUCACUCGGUGGCUGGAUUAGUUGGGGUUAACAAGAGGCCAUUAUUCCCAAAGAACCUUUAUGUUUCCUUCCUCGUGGUCGCAUAACUUCGAGAUUGAUUUGUAAAGCAUUUUUCCUCUCUAAUUUGCUCUCUUCUUCCCCCUGCUUUAUAAGGUAUGAUACUGUAAGAACUUAAGUUGAGGGCUUUCAGUUUUAUGGGAUUUGUGUGCAAGGGAGGAGUUGCGGCUUCUCCCCUCCCCUUACCCCGGUUUUGUUUUGACCGAAUUUUACUUUUUGUUGGUUCGAAUACUUAAGAUUCUUCUGCAAUUCAGAAGACCGAAGAUCACGUUCCUUGCUUCUCGAAA
Messenger RNA from Punica granatum (pomegranate), 3302 nucleotides. Lineage: Eukaryota; Viridiplantae; Streptophyta; Magnoliopsida; Myrtales; Lythraceae. The record is from RefSeq and is a predicted model, not a curated record.